Penicillium macrosclerotiorum is the source of this 2529-nucleotide messenger RNA. RefSeq names its product protein slx4 (gene slx4). Lineage: Eukaryota; Fungi; Ascomycota; Eurotiomycetes; Eurotiales; Aspergillaceae. Gene Ontology annotation, biological process: DNA replication; DNA repair. Gene Ontology annotation, molecular function: 5'-flap endonuclease activity. The record is from RefSeq and is a predicted model, not a curated record. Gene Ontology annotation, cellular component: nucleus; Slx1-Slx4 complex. The coding region runs from base 1 to 2529 and encodes 842 amino acids. The transcript has 2 exons.
AUGGGGAGCUCCGCCGAUAUUAUUAUUUUAUCGUCGUCGCCGCCGAGCGCUCCUAUGCGUACACCCACGAAGGUCACAAAUGCCGCAGAGAAGCUUUUUGAUAUCUCGCCACAAGUCAUAACGCCACCCUCCAUACCCUCACCCUCAGAGCUCUUCCAACAUCCGCCUUCACGUUCUCGAUUCUUCCCCACGCUGAGCGGGCCCGACGACGCGACGAAGAAACAACCCAAAUCGGAGAGGAAAAUCGUAUCAAGGGACACAAGCAAGAAGGAUGCCCCGAGCAAGCCACGAAAAAAGAAAGAGAAGGCUACAAAGGAACAAUUGCCACAUGCCUCGGAAGACCUACGGCCAGAAUCCGUUGAUGUGAUGAACGUCGCGAAAAAGGCCACAGGCCCGCAGAAACAAAAGAGCCGCACCCAGAAAACAGUCCAGAAGAAGGGAGCGGCGAAUAUGUUGCUGUCUGGAAAAGUCACUAAGGCGGGUAGUGAUGCCCAGACGAAGAAAUUGGCCAAAUCCAUAGGGGAGAAUGCCAAGCUGCUGUCGCCAGAUGAGACCACAGAAAUCGCAAUAUCUAAUCAGCUAGGAACCCCCAAUAGGGACCACUUGCUUCACUUGAAUGAAGCAAUUAGAAGACGCAUGGACUGGACACCGCCAAGAGAGAGGACUGCUAACGAGGCGAUUAUGGUGGACCACCAUCAAGCUAGCAAUAAUAAUUCCGGGUCCAGCACCAAAGGCAGCUUUGGGAGUUUGCUCUCAGAUUAUAAUUAUUCUGGGUCAACUUCAGACUUUCGAGAAACUCCUACUGUCAACGUGGGGGGACCAACCAAGCGAAGGCGCAUCGAAUUGGUAGAUCCUCAGCUUCAGUCGCUUCUCAACAACAAUCAUGGUUCAAAUGAUGCAUCCCCCGCCCAAGAAGAGAACUCGUCAUCAUCAGAAGCACAGCUUCAAAAGAAAGCAAGGAAAACAAAGAAACCAAAGAGACUUACUACUUUGACAGCUCGAAUGACAGCUCAAUAUACUUUGAACGACACUGCGCAAGAGAAUUUCCAGGCAGAGGAUAAUAUUCAAGAAACGGCCAUGGCAAAGACCCAGCGAUCUAAAGCAAAUAAGAACUCCCAAAACUCCGCCUUCACCGUACUUUCCCCAGAGGAUGCUUUGAAGGCCUUGGAUGAUCAGGACCUUAUCUUUGGGACUUGCAGCCAGCUUGAGAGGGAAGAGUCACCGCAGACACUGCUAGAAAUGCAAAAUACCAUCCUUGCAUCGGAAAAUCUCGAUUUUGAGGAAAGAGGGUUGUCAAAAACCAGCAGGUCAACAUCGGCCUAUUCUGUUCCUUGUUCAACCCGCGAGGUAAAUCUAUGGUGUAUAGCUGCUCGCGAUAUGGGUGGUUCCUUAGUCCAGGCUAAGAAAGUGGACUCAGUGGACCUAACCGAUACAAAUUCUGGCCCUGAAAAAGGAACUAAGCCUAAGCUUUCUACAUCAACGAACCGUCCCGACGAAGACUGGUUCGAUCUUGAUUACGGGAAACCUGUUCCUUCGUCUAGAAAUAUGGCUUCUGCUUUUCAGAAACCACUAGACUCAGGUGUCAAUUCCCGGCAGCCAGCAAUAGCAGCCAGCUCAAUCCUUUUGGAUGAUCCUCAGCCGCCAGCUACUGUUCAAGAACCAGAACCGAGCUUACAGCAGCCUAUAAUGCCGCAAUAUAACGGCUUUACGGAUGCCGAACUCUCAAAACAGGUUACUGCAUUUGGCUUCAAGUCAAUUCGAGGCCGAAAAAAGAUGAUUGAUUUGCUGCAGAAGUGCUGGGAAUCCAAACACGGGAAGCUUCCAAAACCUCAGAUUGCUUCCUCGCAAUCUCAACCAAUAUCUGAGAAAGACCAUUCAAUACCCAAAUCCAAAGUGGAGCCGAAGGGAAAGACCACAUCCAAAAAAAGGGCGGAUACCAUCGGCCAACCCAAGUCUCCGGCUAGGUUCUCGCCCCAGAAGCAUAGUUCUACCAAAAUAUCAAAGAGCAGACCAUACUCUCUGCCUUCCUCAUUCAUGGAUGUUGAAGAAAUCCAAGAUUCAGAGGACGAGGCUUUUCCAUCGCCCAGCCAAAUACAGAAACGAUAUACCGAUGUUUUUUCUUCCAACACCCUACCAAGUGGACAGCCUUGUUUAGAUUUUGUGACGAGCAAGCCGCCCCAGAGCCCGACACCGCGUCGAGGUGGGCCCUCCAAGGCAUCAAACACUACAAAGCCAACCUUGUCUUCUACCUCCAGGGAAAGCAGCUUACCCGAUCUGUCCGACCAGAUCACGAAAGCAGUUAAAGCCCAACCACGCCCACGCUCUUCACUCGGGACCUGUGGCCGACUGACAUGGCAUGAGAAAAUCCUCAUGUACGACCCUAUCAUUCUGGAGGAUCUAACAACAUGGCUUAAUGUCGAAGGUUUUGGUCUUGUUGGAGAAGACCGUGAAAUCUGGCCUUCCGCGGUGAGGGAGUGGUGUGAGAGUAAGGGAAUCUGUUGCUGCUGGAAGAAGAAUGCGAGUUGGUGA